UGCAAGUUGAAACCUCUGCAGCUUAUUUCGAAAUCGCUUUGCUCUUUUCUUUUUGUGCGAGAAGACGGCAAGUUAGUCCAACCAACUCUAAUCGAUGGUCUCACCAAUCUUAGGAAGGAUGAAUUUUUGCUAUAUUUCGGUGCUUGUCUUGGCUAUUUCUCGCUGUUAUGGAGACGUCUACUUGCACAAUCCCCGUGGAAGCAAUAAUCGGUUGAACGAGAGAUCGGCUCAGAGAAGAAAUGCUAACAGACUCUUUGAUUCUCAGGUAAAGAAUAGCGUUUAAGCAAGUGGCUGUUGCCCUUGGAAAGCCACAAUAAGCGUACAUCUCAAAAGCUACUUAAUUACCGUGAUGUGCGUGGAUGAUUUUAUGUCAUGGUAUUCCAACUUGUUAAACUUGUCAGAUGGUAGAGCUAACACUCUGUGCUAAAUUGAGAGCUCAUAAGAAAACGGAAAGGUUGUUUCGGGGAAAGUGAUGAAUGAAUCUGUAACAAUAUUGCGUGACAUUGUCACGACCUCGUGGUCCGCUGACCACAUCGGUUUUCUUUUAUUAAAUAUAUAUCUUGUUGGUCCGACAUCUUGGUUUUGUGUUCUCUUCUACAUUGCCCGUUCUGGCUUGUUACAUGGUGGCAGCGGCGGGAUAGAAAAACUCGUCAGUGAUUACUGCUGUCGUCAUUUCUACUCCGGACCCGUAAACGAAGAAAAAAAAACAAAAAAAAAAACACACGGAACCGCUUAUUCUUUUAUCUCCACCAUGUAACAAGCCAGAACGGGCAAUGUAGAAGAGAACACAAAACCAAGAUGUCGGACCAACAAGAUAUAUAUUUAAUAAAAGAAAACCGAUGUGGUCAGCGGACCACGAGGUCGUGACAAUGUCACGCAAUAUUGUUACAGAAUCAAGUUAUAAUUAGGCGUUAGCCUACCAGGGACUUUGAAGGCGACAUAGGUGAGAGUCAACACUUUCGUUCUCGAAAAAACUUUGAGAUUUUUAUGGUUGGCUGGAAGUGGUAGGUUCAGCAUUGUGAUUUAGUUUUUUAGUUAAACCCUCCAGCUGUCGAUAUCUGAGAAGUAAGUCCCCUUACUAGCUCCAAUUUAUUAUCUCGUAGCUAAGUGAAGAGAAUUCGGUUUCUUAUCAACAAAAUGCCCACAUGUUGACAAGGCUGUCAUCUCUUUUCCACAAAUUAUUUGCUACAGGAUAUUGUUUUGAUAACUAUUAUCAGGGUCACUUGCUAACUGCUUUCAUGAGGAAGUUGAACAAGAGCCUAUUAUUGGAAGAAGCUCUUGUUUUUAAGAAGCAUUUGCAUUGUUCAAUUUAUUUUUGGCUGGUCACCACAAACACUCGACCAAGCACAAGCAUCCUAAAAAAGACAAUUAUUUAAAACUACUCUAUGAUUAAAGGGAAAUUCUUGAAAUAACCUCUCUUUCUAACACUUAACAGAAUUUGAAGUGGUGCCAAAAAAAAUGUGCCAUAUAGUACUCUGAACUGAAAGGUCUGAGUCAUGUUAACUUUACAAGUCUGGAGCUGUAGCUUGAAUUCUAAGUCUAAGGAGUAGUACUGCCUGCAUCAGUCCAAACACUAGUCUAUUCUUCUUAAUUUCCCAAUAUUUUUAUUCCUUUGAAAUUGGAAGCUGUUGACCUCUUGUUAUUGGGCAAAAAAUGGCAAAGAGAAGAUUGGUUUUUGGGAUCAGUAACCAUCAGGAUUCUGAGAAAAGGGCCACAGGACCUAGUCAGAACAUUGGGUUUUUAGGAAGGACUCACACAAUAAUUCUCUUCACCCAGGUGUAUCAAAAGGUUCCAAGAAAUUGCUAGGGAAUGCUAGGGGCAGCCUUAUGAUGGACUGGCAUCAUGUCCAGGUAGAAUUACUGUUACUGGCGGUUUACAUCCAAUACUUUUUUUUCACAGAAUAAUAAUCGAGGUGGAUAUAAUGUUGGAGACAAGACAGAUAAAGCUGCGACAAAUGCUAAAGACCAAUAUAAUAUGGUAACCUCUAUUUUGAUUCUAAAGUAGAGCAUUGUCAGAGUUGAUCAUAUGUACAAGGAAAAUGUGAAGAUUUUUGAACCCCUGUCAGGAUUUCAGGAUCUCAUUUUCAUUUUUAUUAUGAGUUGUUUUGAAGAUAAAGGGAAAAGUAUUUCUAUUACACAAUAAUUCUUCAUAUUAAGUAAUGUUCCUACAUGUAAACUGUUUUUCUCUCUCCAGAAAUUUUUCCAAAGUGGACCCAAGAGUGGACCCAAAAGUGGAGGGAAAUCAUUUCUCACAUUUGAGUGGACCAAUCAACAUGGCUCUGGGGGAAAUGACAUAAACCCUCACAAGAUGAACAGUAAUGUUGUUUUGCAAUACAUGUGUCAGCCAUUAGCAGACAAACCUGAUGAUAAGACUAAACGCAAUGGUAUAAAUACAAACACACCGAAGUUCACUGCUACAAAAAAGAAAGAUGCAGAGAAGCGUAAUGAGUAUCAAUCAAGGAAAGAUGGAGAUAAUGAUAAUAACAGAGGACUACAUGAGUCAUGGAAGUGGUAUGAUAAAUGCAGAAGAAGGGAACGCAAUGGAGGUGAGUUUUUUUUUUUAACUUUUUCUAGUUGACCUUAAUUUUCUGACACUGCAGAUUUACAUGUUUUAAUUUUAGUGGCAAAACCUAGAGAAUUAAUGUACAUGAAUCAAUGAUAAGUAUUCAUCUACUGGCUCUUAUUUCCUUUGCUUGUCUAUAAAUUUGUGUUUUGGAAAAUUAGCCCCUUGAAGAUUUUCUCAAAUAUAAUGAAAUGAUAUUCAUGUGAUCUCUAAUAUUCAUUUAACCUGGUGCACUGAAUUUGCUGUAGUGUAAGCUACAGCUCAAAGGUUAUGGAACCAAAAUAUGUGGGUAUAAUGGGCAUAGCACACAGGAAAGACCAUGCCACGAAUAUGUCUCCAUGUCACUGUCAUGUACAAUCCAUUUAAAGAUCAUGGUUCAAUGCUUUGUAGAUCUGAGUUGUUUAGAUCUCUGCAUUGCUGUCACAGGGUCACAGUGUCCCAAACAGGCUGAAAUCUUGUUGAAUCAUUCUCAAUUAUUUGUUCUUAUAAGAAAUUCUCACUAACUCUAUAUAUAAAUUUCUCAGGUUUGUUCACAGCUGAUCAAAAGCUAGCUGGUAAAGAGAGUAUCUACACCAGACAGAAUCCCACAGGCACACGACGAGGAUACGAGUGCCCAGAGGAGAGAGAUUAUUAUCCUUAUUGGCAUCCUACAGAAUGGAAAGACAUUGCAGUUUUAACAAGUGAUACAUCCCAGUGUGAAUAUUACAAAAAGCACAGCUUCAAUGUUGAACCCAAAGGUAAAUAUUUAUAGGCUCUAGAAUUAAAAAUUAUACAGUAACUUUUUGGAUUUUUUUUGUUGUAAUAAGUGACCAGUCGUAAGUUGCUUGCAUGGUCUGCACCUGUACUUGACCAUAUACUGUAAAUGUGCUUCUCAACCCUUUUACUUCCAGGAGUGACUGAAAGGGAAUUUCUCCUCAGUACAAUAUCCAUUCAUUUCUAAACAGAAAGGUAACAAGAAGAAACAAAAAUAUCAAAGAUGAAAAUAUCAAAUUCUCAGAACUAGAAUGAUAAAAACAACAUAUGGGAAAUUGUAUGGAGAAUUCAUGAUUAGAUCUUGGGAGUUAAAGAGUCAAAAAUGUUAUUAGCUCCUGUACCAAUGCAAAUGUUACAUUUCAAAAUUAAUGUCAGGUUGAAGUGACUUCAAACAAGUGUGAUUAAUAUGUAUUUUCCUUUUUCAGGAUAUUUUCUAUCAACCAUAGUCUCUUUAACAGAAAGAAAAAUCCAAAUCAAAGUGGUCUGAAAUCAUUUUGAACUGCAAAAUGUUCGCAAAGUAUUUUUGUCAUUAGCAUUUGAUGCAUUUUCAGUGUUCCUUUCAAUUGGUUCCCUAGCAUUAGGGGUUGAAUCCAUUGAACAUAUGAUGAACUGAUUCACUGUUUGGUUGAUUGAUUGAUUGUUAGGAGAGUGUGUUGAGUAUUAUCCAGCACCUGAUGAGAAGGAACACAAAGAAUGGUCAAAACAUAACAAUGAAAAGGACUGUACUGAGAAUGGAGGGAAAUGGAUGAUGUUUACAAACUAUCUUGAGAACAUAACUUCUGUGCAGUACAACAAUCCAGAUAAAUGUAAAAAUGCAGGACAUGUUUGGGGUAUCCCUCUUGGUUCUGAUAAGCCUCAGUGUUUAGUUAAACUUGAUGCACCUCACUGUGGUCAAGCUCCUUGGACAAGGGACAAUCAUCUUGGUAACACUCCAGAUGGGGUGACACCAAACUUUACUUGGACAAUUCCACGCUUUCCAUCUGGUUUAGCUCAAUUAUGCGUAUUUAGGAUAAGGUGAGUAACAUUAAAGAUGGGUAAACCUGUUAAUAUUCAGCAGUGUGUAAUCACCCAGUUAAUAGUAGCCCUGGAAAAGAAUGUUAUUGCUAGCAGUGACUGGCAUUUCAACAGCCUUAGUAGGAGUGAAGGCAGCUGUUACUAUUUCUCAACUACUACACAAGGGGUGUAGCCAGGAUUUUUCAAAGGGGGGUUACACGGUGUCAAAUAGAGGAUACUCACUAGAUUGUCAUGUUCCAUGCCAUGUUUAUCCUAAUGUUACAAAUAAAAAAACUUACAAAGGGAGGAUACAGGCAACCCAGGACCCCCCCAGCUAUGCCCUUGGACCAGCACCAUACAAGCCAAUUACUCAAAACAUCUACAUAACAAACAAAUGGAAUACAACAACCUAAACUUACUGACAGAUCAAAGUUGACCAAUUAGGCUACUUGAGUCAUUACAAAGCAGACCAUUCAGUUUACAUGCACUGCAGGACUUAAAUAUUGGGACAGACAAACAACUCUCCACUUGACAUGGAUGAUAGUAACCUCCACUGGGUGUGUGUGUGUAUGUGUGUCAGAGGGAGGGGUGUAAUCAAAUGUCAUUCACCACCAACUACUACUUACCAAUAUUAAUCAGAAAUGCAGGCACUUAAGCCCAUUUUAAAUCUCAAGUUUAAAGACAAUUUUUCUUUGCUACACAGGAGCUUCUGAUGUAGGAUAUGCAUUUAAGUACAAUGUUUUUUUUUUCUAGGAUAUAGAAUGUAUUUUUACUUAUUAAUAAUGAAUUUUAACUUUUAAGAUGGUUUUUAUUGUUGUAAAGCUCAUUUGAUCAAAUGCAUCAGUCAUGUUUAUCUGCACCAUAGAAAUAUACAAAUGGUAUUUUUAUUAGUGUUAUUGUAACAGUAAUUGUAAAUUAACUGUCCUUCUACAGUGUUUUUUCGUAUCUCUUUCAGAUAUAACAUAUCAACAAGUGACUAUGAUGGCUGGAACACUAAUGCUACUUACAAUAAUAAGUAAGUAUCCUUGCCACUGCAGUGAAACUAUACAAUGUGAAAACUGCAUUUUAACCUUUAAAAUCCUAAAAGUGACCAGCAUCUAAUUUCUCCUUACUGUAAUACUGUUGAAUCAUUCAUUAAGAUCAUGAGAAUAAAGGAAGUGCUUGCCGAGCUAAGAAGCUCUGAUAUUCAAAUGAAUUCUCCUUGUCAGUACUAAAAGAUAUAUAUAGAGAAUAGAAUGGAGAAUGUGGAUACUCAUCUUAGGGUGUAAUUUGGGUUAACUCCUUUGUCAUGUUGUAAAUGGAUGGUUGUACAAGAGUUGUAAUCUUGAGUUGUAAGUAGUGGGGUCUAUUCCUUGUAGGUUUGUUUUUGUUGUUGUUGUUUAUUUUCCAUUAUUAUUAUUAUUAUUACACUAUUUAACUGACUGAAAUGCCAUCUUAAGCAUACUCUUUUCUGCAAAGUAAACUUCAUAGUUUGCAUGGUAAUUGAAGGUGCAGUGGCAAGUUUUAAAAUUUAUACCACAAAGUUUGUAAUAUGUUGUAUGUUUUCACCAGGUUGAUUCAGCAGAAUCCUGCAGUUGACAUUGGUGCUACAUCACCUCUAAAACUUGCUUUAAAUACCGCACAGUAUGGAAGAACAUUUCAGGACAGGUCCCACAUCAUUCAACUUAGUCCACGAUUUACAGAAGCUGUGCCUCUUGACAAGAAUAUCUAUAAUUUGAAUAUUCGUGGGAAAAGAGGAAAUAUUGUACAGGUAUUUAUCACCAAUAGAGAGUACUUUGUUGUGGAAGAUUAUAGACUAUAACCCACUUUUAAAACCUCUUAGCUUUUGACGUAACUGUAUCUGUGUCAGAUUGAAUUUUUACCAGCUAAAAUUUGGGUUUGUAGACUUCAGCUCUGCUGUUUUAUUGUGAAUCAUUUUGUACAAACAUGACAACUGCUUCAUUGUUGAGGGACAGAUAAUUGAUUAUUUUCUUGUUGAAUUUUUUUUUCCUAUGAGGUUUAUCCAGCUGUUGAGUAUGACUUUGUCCCGAACAAACUGAACAUUAAAAAAGAAACUGAUGUUGUGCACAUUCAAUGGACAGGUAAGAAAAACUUUUUCUCAACAUCUAACAUAAACAGAUCUUUGUGCCAGUUGUUACUGUACAUGAAUACCAGUUUUUGUAAAGGUGGCUAGCAAAUCCUUUUAUCAUGGCUUCAGCAUGGAUAAAUUCUUUUGUGGCUGUUACUUGUAGGCUCCAAUUCACAUAACAACAAUAGUCCAGCUGGUGAUGGCCAAGCUGGGGAUGCUGGUGAAGGCAAGAGUGGUAAGUGGGUUUUUUUUGUUUUUGUUUUUUUUAACUUCUGCAUUCUGUAUAUAAAUUCAUGAAAAAAAUUAAGGAAAACAGAUAUUUGACUGAAGGUGAAAGAUAGUAAUAAAACCAAUGUCAUUCAGUACCCCAUUUUUGCAGCGCAUAGUGAGUGAUAAUAUUCAAGGUAUGAAAACACACCUGAACCAGGCUUAGAGAUGGUACCAGCCUUCACAGAUAAAAUUUACAGUUGAUACUAUAUCUUCUUUUUGAGGACAGUCGGGAACUUGUUAUGAUUUUAAAACUGAGGAGGUGAAAUGUUCUCUGAUUUGUUAUUCCACAGGCUCUGACAGAAAUAACAUUGUAGAAACUGGCAAUUCCUUGGAUAACUACCCCCUCCCAUUUGAAAUGUCCAAAAUGUUUCAGGGGGCCACAGCUGUUUGGUCCAGCCUUGAAUUAAAAGACCCCAAACCAGAUGAUAUUGCUGUCAGCUUGGCAAGUGCAGGUAUGGCAGUUUAGUCAUUUUUUAAAUUGGCAGUCUUGUACAAUAUUUGUCCAUUUUCAUAUGGCAUGUCAUGCGGAAGGGUGAGAUACAAAAGGAAACCCCAGUCAGUAAUUCAAAGUAAUUGUAACUGCUGGCUGUGCAGUAAGCUCUCUAACUCCUUCUUGGUUAGGUGAAUUCAUCUGUUUUACACAGAAACAUGCAUAGAUUAUUCCCAGAUUUUUAUUGUUUGGAGGGAAAAGUUGGUUAGAUUGGUCAAACAAAAUUAAUGUGUAGUCUGAUCCUCUUACCAGCAGUAACUUUGAAAUGGAAAUUUUAUAACCAAGCAACAAAAAAAGAUACCUUAGUGUGGGGUUUAACCCUUCACACCCUGAGUUUAGUGUGCAUAUUCUCCAUACUGCUCUCCAUUCAAUUCCCAUACACUGGCAAGGAGAAUUUGUUUAACAAUCAAGGACUUCUUAAGUUGGCGAUCAUUUUCUUCGUUGUCAAGACCUUCAUGUUUGACUCGGAGAUGAUACUGUUCGGGGAAAUUAAAUGCUAGUCACUCUUAGGGGUGAAGGGUUUAUGUUUCUAGUAAUUGAUUACAAAUCCAAUUUCCAAUUUUGUUGUGUGUUUCAUUUGAAAGGUUACUAUACCUGUGUACAGAGUAAGACAUGUGCUGCUGAGUCUGUGGAAACCAAGAAUACCAAAAUGGAUGCUCUUUUGAAUAAUGCCCCAGCAUCAUUUGGAGGCAUUAUGUUGAAAUUCAGUAACAAAGGAUGUUUCUACUACAUGUGCUCACGCAAUAAUAACUUUUCAAAUCGAAGUCAAAAAGGAGUGUUGUGCAUCAGUUGAAUGAAUUCUGAAAGUGAAUUUUGCAUAGAGAAUUGUUUCUCUAUUGUUCAAUCAAAAAUUGAUGACAAUUAUUAUGUUGUAAUUAUGUUCAACCAAUUGAUGUGAUAGCAUAAUUUCUACUUAGAACUUUUCUUAGAGUUACUGGCCUAAACUGAGAGAAACAACGGUCUUUUUCAGCAAAUUUGAGCCCCUGACCUCCCCCCCUCAACCCCCUAGCUCCUCCAGCCUCUCCCCACCCAUUCCCUACCCUUAAGAUGCUCUUUAAAAAAACGUUAGAAUUCUGACCACUCUUUCAGAAUUUCCAAAAUGUAUCGCAUCUUUUAAAUUGCUGUGCUUUUUUGUCAUUCAAGCAACAUCAUUCUUUCAGUAUGGAUCUUGAAAUAGCCAGCAAUAUCUUUUGAGGAUAGAUAAUCAUUUAAGUAAAAAUUUUGCGUCAAUGGUCAAAUUUUUUUCUACAUUUCUUACUUCAAUAUGUCAAGCUCCAAUUUUUUUUCAUUUUUUACAUCUCAUUGUAUGAAGUAAUUGUAAAUAAUAUUUAAAAAGAAUAACUUUUUAUGAGAUUUUGAUGAUAAAAGUGCUGGUCACUUCCUUUUUUGGGCAAAUGACAUGCAUACACGAGUCUUGUUAUUUUUCAAUGGAAUUUCUUAUAAAACAAGAAUGUUAUUAAUGAUAGUCAAAAUAGUAAUAUAAUAGAGGUCCUUUCAAACUGGCUUGUUAGAUCAUUUGAUCAAGUGUUAAGUGAC
Messenger RNA from Pocillopora meandrina, 8672 nucleotides. The record is from the annotation of a GenBank genome assembly. Lineage: Eukaryota; Metazoa; Cnidaria; Anthozoa; Scleractinia; Pocilloporidae.